Messenger RNA from Danio aesculapii, 2501 nucleotides. RefSeq names its product thyroid hormone receptor beta (gene thrb). The transcript is spliced from 13 exons. Lineage: Eukaryota; Metazoa; Chordata; Actinopteri; Cypriniformes; Danionidae. Gene Ontology annotation, biological process: positive regulation of transcription by RNA polymerase II; negative regulation of transcription by RNA polymerase II; thyroid hormone receptor signaling pathway. The record is from RefSeq and is a predicted model, not a curated record. Gene Ontology annotation, molecular function: RNA polymerase II cis-regulatory region sequence-specific DNA binding; zinc ion binding; nuclear receptor activity. The coding region runs from base 381 to 1628 and encodes 415 amino acids.
GAGAGAGCUGCAUGCUUCUUUCUGUGUCUUCGGGUCCAUGUUGGAGUUGAUCUGCUCUGCUGGGUCAUUUCAGGCCACGUAUGUCCGAUCACAGGAGCAAACAUUAAAGUUACAGGGAUAUCCAAUGAAGGACAUACACACAUGCUGUGUUGCAGCUUCGAGGGUCUCUCAUCUGAAUGAAUGCAUUGCCCAUGAAGUCAGCGAUGGGGCGUUGCAAGAGGGGCUCUGGCUCUCAUGACAUAGUUUAGAGGAUGAAAGCCAGGAUGUAAGGCUCUGCUUCUUCAUACCACUCUGGGUCAACUUCAAAAUCACAAAGCACGAGAUAUCAGCAAGUCUGUGGACAACAAAAGAAUGAUGAUUAAGGCCUAAUAUACUGCAGUAUGUCAGAGCAAGCAGACAAAUGCAACUCCCGCUGGAAAGAUGAGGCCAUGCAGAAUGGGUACAUACCAAGUUACCUGGACAAGGAUGAGCUGUGUGUUGUGUGUGGAGACAAAGCAACUGGUUAUCACUAUCGCUGCAUUACAUGUGAAGGCUGCAAAGGCUUCUUUCGACGCACAAUUCAGAAGAACUUAAACCCAACAUACUCAUGCAAGUAUGAAGGAAAGUGUGUCAUUGACAAAGUUACCCGAAACCAGUGCCAAGAAUGUCGCUUCAAGAAAUGCAUUGCUGUUGGCAUGGCUACAGACUUGGUGUUGGAUGACAGUAAACGUCUAGCCAAGCGGAAGCUGAUUGAGGACAACCGUGAACGGCGACGGCGCGAGGAGCUGCAGAAGACUGUAUGGGAUCGACCAGAGCCCACACAAGAAGAGUGGGAGAUGAUACGGGUUGUCACAGAGGCCCAUAUGGCCACAAAUGCCCAAGGCAACCAUUGGAAACAAAAGCGCAAAUUCCUGGUCGAGGAAGCAAUGCUACUUAAUGAAAUAACAUGUAAUUUAUUCUGUACUUCUGACCAGAGUGCAGUGGGGGUGAAGGAAGCCAAGCCAGAGGACAUUGGAUCAGCACCUAUUGUCAAUGCACCAGAGGGGAACAAAGUGGACAUUGAAGCCUUCAGUCAGUUUACAAAAAUUAUCACCCCCGCCAUCACUCGUGUCGUGGAUUUUGCCAAAAAGCUACCCAUGUUCUGUGAGCUGCCUUGUGAGGACCAGAUCAUUUUGCUGAAAGGUUGUUGCAUGGAGAUCAUGUCUCUUCGAGCAGCAGUGCGUUAUGACCCCGAGAGCGAUACUCUGACGCUAAAUGGGGAGAUGGCUGUCACAAGGGGUCAGCUCAAGAAUGGGGGUUUAGGUGUUGUCUCAGAUGCCAUCUUUGACCUGGGUGUCUCACUGUCCUCUUUCAACUUGGAUGAUUCGGAGGUGGCGUUGCUACAAGCCGUGAUUCUGCUUUCCUCUGAUCGUCCAGGUUUAACAAGUGUAGAACGGAUAGAGCGUUGUCAGGAGGAGUUUCUUUUGGCCUUUGAACAUUACAUCAACUACCGUAAGCACAAGGUGGCUCACUUUUGGCCCAAACUGCUGAUGAAGGUGACAGACCUGCGCAUGAUUGGUGCCUGCCAUGCCAGCCGCUUCCUGCACAUGAAGGUGGAAUGUCCCACGGAGCUCUUUCCGCCCCUCUUUCUGGAAGUGUUUGAAGACUGAUGGCAAUCCAAUCAGGCCAAGCUGCUCCCACCAACACCAACCUCCACUAAUCAGACCUCUACAGUCUCCCUAUUCCUGGUCAUAUGAUUCUAGCACUACUGAACAUCAUUUCAAUUCAUAGUUUUAGGAGUAGCUCUGGGGCCUAUUUUGAUGGGAACCAUUCCUUUUACAAAGCGGGUACAUGUGAAUAGCAUAAAAAAAAAAUCUAUUCUGUUACUCUUGUUUUGUUUUUUAAGAAACGUUUGAUUUCUGAUCAUAGUCUUGGAUACCGCUCAACAGAAAUGAAUGAACUAUGCAUUUGGGUUUCAUGUCACAUCAGGCCUCAGAAAUAAGUCAAAUAGCGCCACAUUGCAAAGGAUAAUAGCAAUAUAUUGUUUCCUUUUACUUCCUUAUUCUAUUGGUCUAUAGGUCUUUUUAAGCUUAUGUUAAGCUAUAAGUUGUUUAUUGUUUUGUUCCAGAACCCUGUAAAGCACCUACAGUACCUAGACCGAAUUUCAUUACAUCAAUAGGCGCAAAGUAAAAUCACAAUUGUGGGCUAUAUUAUCACAAUCCUUUUGUCCUAGACAAGAUCACUAAACGCAAAAUGCAUAUAUACUUGUGAGUUUAAUUUGCAUAUUUUAAGAGCAGUACCACAAUAAUAGAUCUAGAGAUUCUUCAUUGUCUUGGAUUUAUCAGAAUAACUCAGAAAUAAAAAAUGAAAGGUCAGUCAAUUUCAGUAUUACGUCUCAGAAAAAAAAAAGAUCUGAGCUGCUAUAGGAGAUAGUUUGUUUGAUUUUUGCUGUGUACUCCUAUUUCUGCUUUGAAAUUGUAGAGGAAACAGACACACACACACACACACACACACACACACACACACACACACACACACACACA